Molecule: messenger RNA, 438 nt
Organism: Macrosiphum euphorbiae (potato aphid)
Lineage: Eukaryota; Metazoa; Arthropoda; Insecta; Hemiptera; Aphididae
Source: the annotation of a GenBank genome assembly
AUGAGGGCCUGGAUUUCCGGACCGCCGGAGCUGUACGUCAACGAGGACGGCGAGGUGAGCAUGCGGUGUGAGCUGAGCCAGGGACCACACGACCUGGGUACCAUAUUCUGGUACCUGGGUAACGUGCCGGUGUUCACGGACCAGGCAAGCCUCCAGUCGAUCCGGCAACCGAGGGUCAGCGUUCACACCGAAUGGGUGGACGGUCUCAAGAGCACGCUGCACAUAGCCCGGGCCAAGCUCGCCGACUCAGGAAACUACACGUGCAUGCCCACGUUUGGACAAUCAGCCACCAUCAACGUGCACGUGGUCAACGGCGAACACCCUGCAGCGAUGCAGCACGGAAACCGGAGUGCGGUCAGCGGCCAGAUGACCGUCCACGUGCUAGCCCUGUUCAGCCUGGUCAUAAUGCUGUCCAAUCCGGUGCUGUUCGGACACUGA